Triticum turgidum subsp. durum (durum wheat) is the source of this 1533-nucleotide messenger RNA. Lineage: Eukaryota; Viridiplantae; Streptophyta; Magnoliopsida; Poales; Poaceae. The record is from the annotation of a GenBank genome assembly.
AUGGCCGGUGGCGCCUUCGUGGUGAACGAUGGCCCCGUCCCGGACUACGGCGGACGCCUGACGCUAUCGGUGCUCAUGACCUGCUUCGUGGCCGCCUCCGGUGGCCUCAUCUUCGGCUAUGACAUCGGCAUAUCAGGCGGCGUGUCGCAAAUGGAGCCGUUCCUGCGGCGGUUCUUCCCGCACGUCCUGGAGAAGAUGGCGGUGGCGAAGCACAACGACUACUGCCUCUACGACAGCCAGGCGCUCACGGCCUUCACGUCGUCGCUGUACAUCGCCGGCCUGCUGGCGUCGCUCGUGGCUAGCCGCGUCACCAAGGCCAUAGGGCGGCAGCGCGUCAUGCUCGUGGGCGGGGCGCUCUUCUUCGCCGGCGGCGCCAUCACUGGCGCGGCUAUGAACAUCGCCAUGCUGAUCAUCGGGCGCAUGCUGCUCGGCUUCGGCGUCGGCUUCACCAACCAGGCGACUCCUGUAUUCCUGUCCGAGAUGGCCCCGACGCAGUGGCGCGGCUCCCUUACCGCCGGCUUCCAGAUCUUCCUCGCCCUCGGCGUCCUCAUCGCCAACCUCACAAACUACGCCACCGCGCGCAUCUCCUGGGGCUGGCGCCUCUCCCUGGGUCUCGCCGGCGCGCCGGCUGUGAUCAUCUUCCUGGGCGCCCUCUUCCUCACGGACACCCCCAGCAGCCUCGUCAUGCGCGGCAAGGCCGACGAGGCCCGCGCCGCGCUCGUCCGGGUGCGCGGGGCCGGCGCGGACGUGGACGCGGAGUUCCAGGACAUCCUGCGCGCCGUGGAGGUCGCGCGCGAGAGCGAGGAAGGCGCGUUCCACCGGAUGGCGACGAGGCGCGAGUACCGCCCUCACCUGGUGCUGGCCGUGGCCGUGCCCAUGUUCUUCCAGCUCACCGGCGUCAUCGUGCUCUCCUUCUUCGCGCCGCUGGUGUUCCGCACCGCCGGGUUCGGCAGCAACGCCGCGCUGAUGGGCGCCGUCAUUCUCGGCGGCGUGAACCUGGGGGCCCUCAUGCUCUCCACCCUCGUCAUCGACCGGUACGGCCGCAAGGUGAUGUUCAUGGUCGGCGGCAUCCAGAUGAUCAUUGCCCAGGUUGCGAUGGCAUGGAUCAUGGGCGCGCAGGUGGGGAAGAGCGGCGACGCGCCGAUGGCGAGGCCGUACGGGGUCGCGAUCCUGGUGUUCACGUGCAUGCACGCCGCCGGGUUCGGGUGGUCGUGGGGGCCGCUGGGGUGGGUGGUGCCGGGCGAGAUAUUCCCGGUGGACAUCCGGUCGGCGGGGCAGGCCAUGAACGUGUCUAUCGGCCUCGGCCUGACGUUCGUGCAGACGCAGUCGUUCCUCCCGAUGCUCUGCAGCUUCAAGUACGCCACGUUCGCCUACUACGCCGGCUGGGUCGCCGUCAUGACCGUCUUCAUCGCGCUGUUCCUGCCGGAGACCAAGGGCGUGCCGCUCGAGUCCAUGGGCACCGUCUGGGUCAAGCACUGGUACUGGAAACGGUUCGUGCAGCCGCAAGCAAAAAGCGCCGACGCACUCACCUAG